This is a messenger RNA of Exophiala mesophila, 2209 nucleotides long. RefSeq lists its product as uncharacterized. Gene Ontology annotation, molecular function: protein heterodimerization activity; histone binding. The coding region runs from base 171 to 1997 and encodes 608 amino acids. Gene Ontology annotation, cellular component: nucleus. The record is from RefSeq and is a predicted model, not a curated record. NCBI's taxonomy places the organism in Eukaryota, Fungi, Ascomycota, Eurotiomycetes, Chaetothyriales, Herpotrichiellaceae. The transcript has a single exon.
CUUGCUUCAACUAGACAUCUUGUACCUGAGGUUUUCUAGAACACCAGAGUGCGGCCCUCCUAUGCAAUCUUCCGUUGACGCCUCAUCAGGGACUCUUGAUUUCUGAGAAAUUCCCCUCCCUCAAAUCCACCCCCCCUUCCCUCCUACUACCUCCAGUUCAUCGGUCCACAAUGGAAGAACCCUUCCGGAAACGACCCCGCCUUUCCAUAUUUCACAAUCAGUCGAUUAAUCCAACCUUGGACGAAGAUCUUGACACACGCCGUGUUCGCAACGACCAUCUCUUGAAAUCUCGCUUCGAGUCCAUCUUUGAAAAGUAUAGCCAGGACUUCACCGGAGUUGGCGACGAGAUCGACCUUGUUUCAGGCGAGGUUGUGGUUAAUAAUGGACAUCUUGAGGCAAUGGAAAAUGAAAUGGAUCUCGGCCUGGAUACGCCUCAAGGCAGAGCCCUUUUAAGAGCCAUGACCGAAACAGACGCCCUCGACGAUCCUUACUUCAAUGAAGCUGCAGACGAUGUGAUGCUGAGCAUCGAAGAAAUUGCCUCCAGCUUCCCAAACGACGAUGACCACGGUGGUCUACCUCCUCCCGAGGAUAGCGAUGAAGAACUAUUCGGAACUACCAACUUGUGCACACUGGCUCCUUUUGCCACCCCACCAGACUCUCGAGAUGGUCACCCUUCAGGAAGCAGCAUGUACGAAUUAAACCCCAUUGUGUCGGAAUCGGACCCAGAUUCCCUUUUUGAAGAACAACAUAUGUCUCGUUCUGAAAGUCCAGAUUCCCUUUUUGGAAGUGUAGAGCCUGCACCACUUCGUUCUGGACUGGGGCAGAUACCUGAAGCUCUGUACAGUAACAAGCCCAUCCCGGCCCCCGCCAUCGUCGAGCUUGACGAGGACUUGCGGCAUAGUAGUCUGCUUGCAAGGUAUGGGCCAGAGAUAGGACAGGAGAUUUUCACAAUGAUCGAAGAGACGAGGAAUCAAGCAGAGGCACAUAUUGAACCUGCUUGGCGUAUUCCCUCCAAUGUGAUUCCUCCUCGCAUCACGCCUGAGGCAUCAGACACUCGUGGAAUCACCUCACAGCAACAUACACAAUCGCCAGCGCCAGCGCCAGUAAUUUCGGUCCAGAGAUCGCCAGAGAAGCGCAAAUCGCUGUGGGCCAUACCCAAUCAACGAAAAAACAGGAAGCCACCAAUGAAGGGCUCUUCCAGGCACACCCGAGCAGAGUCAGAGGACCCCCUCCAGGAUGGUUUUGCUAGCGAGCAUGAUGUCGACAGUGCCCAGGACGAACACACUUCUGACGGUAGUUCCUAUGAAGAGGCCAAUUUCAAGCGGGUCCGACCAGAAGACGAAGACGAGCAACUGCGCUCCAUGAGAACGGGGCAUUGCCCAUAUUGUCAGAGAAAGUGGAAAACACGCAGUGGUGUUGUCGAUCACUGGUCCAGAAUCGUGCGAAAGGCUGAUGCAAACGGGGAUGACGGGGUGCACGACAUGAAUUACAUUCGGGAUUAUCGGCAACGAACAAAGAUCCGUAGUGUUCGCAAGCCACGAUUGACUGUGUCGGAUUUUCGGACCAUGGUUGAGCUGCACGAGGGUGCCGGCCUGAGUUUCGAUGAAAUUGUUGAUGUGGGAGCACUGCGAACUCGUAAGGUAGGGGCAGCAUUGUGCGAUGCAUAUGAUCGAUAUCGUAUGCCAGCCGAGAUGGAUCAGCCAUCGAAGGAUUGGACGGACGACGACAUAAAGAUGCUAUGCGAUCUCUGUGAUCGAUCAACUCGAGACUUGGGAAGUUUGACCAAGGCGCUUAAGAGAUCGGACACCGAUGUAGGUGCCAAGCUCGCUGAGCUAUGGCUCCUGGAGAUGGGCCACUCGGUCCAGGGUUUGACGGCGAAACGCGGUGUUGCAGAACAGGGGGUCGCAGGCGACAGACAUGCGAAUUCUUCAGCUGGACCUGUGUUCGUAAAGACCGAAGAUUCGGACGACGACUUGUUCGAUAUCAGGACAAACUAAGGGAAGCCACCUUGGCCAAAUUCAAGCUUCAAGCUUGAAGGAUGUCCUCGAGUGUUGUUUUAGCUUCCCCACCAAUUCCUCCUACCUGAGACCAGAAUUUGGAGAGAUGUCGCAUUCCCGAAUCGCAGAGUAUUGUUGCCACUGAAUGUCCUGGACCCAGCUGAAGAGCCGUUUCCAGUGCCGCCACGCCUAGGGAAACAGUCAGAAUCAAG